CGUCUUUCUCGGCUCUAUUCUCGCGCUCCCAGACGCAAUCCUUUCUACUAGGUACGCCGGCGCUAUACAGGUAGUGCUUGAACAAGGUGAACUCCACAGAAUAAGUCACAGACACAGGGUUCUAGCCCACGAUCUUGGAAUUCACAUGGAAUUCUGCUGACCAGUUAAUAGAACGCUGCCCCAUCAUAUCCUUAUCUCCCACCGAUACCUAUCACAACCACGUUGGCCUUGGUUACCCCGAGAAACCUUAGAACAUUACGUCUAGGUGCUCGGCUGAACAUCCUGAAUCUUUACCCCAUGAUUACGAUAACAACAACAACAACCUGUAUUUCAGUCAGUGAUUCCUUGUACGGUGGAUAUCAUCAUGGGAACGACCUCCGUGCGUCGCAACCUCUUUCACCAUCAUCUCAGUAGACGCCCAGGUUCGGCCGUUCCUUCAAGCUCCUCUGCGCCGAACAACGCUACACACGGGGACGGAGCUCCGGUCUUAACCACGCAUAUGGCACCAUCGAUGUCCUCAGAGUCCGCCUCAUCCCUGAGUUCCGGCGCCGUCGAUAACGGGGAAAUAGUGGUCCGGGACAAGAACGGCAGCUACAAGCUCGACAUCCCGGUCCUCCCUUCUUUGAUCAGCGAAGACGGUGUUGAAAUGGAGGGUCUAGAAGGAGUCGGCGUUCAGAGUGGCUCACGAGCUGCAACAGUCAAUACUGCAAAUCAAUCCGAUAUUUCAGGACGGGAGAAAGAGAAAAUCGAAACGACUCUACUUGAAAUGUAUCGGAACAAAAACAGGCGCAUGAGUAGUGAACCAGCCGAAAUUCUGAUUCUCAUUCAGCAGAGCCUUCGCAACAAAGUCGCCGCCUUAGAUGAAGACAAUUGGAUGUACGAACCCGAAGUUGAUUCCAACGUUUAAAGCAUGCCCCUGUGGAUACAGGUCUAUCAACAUUUAUUAAUACGCAAGGUUGA
Messenger RNA from Aspergillus homomorphus CBS 101889, 960 nucleotides. RefSeq lists its product as uncharacterized. The transcript is spliced from 4 exons. Lineage: Eukaryota; Fungi; Ascomycota; Eurotiomycetes; Eurotiales; Aspergillaceae. The record is from RefSeq and is a predicted model, not a curated record. The coding region runs from base 365 to 907 and encodes 180 amino acids.